AUGCCCUACAUGCGGCCUGGCGAGCGUUCCAAUCACAAACCAGACGGCCAAUUUCAGACCGUCGAGCCGCCGCAUUCAAAGCUCAGCUACAUGACCUCAUGUUUGGCGGCUUUAGAGGCGCUGUGCUACCACAGGACGGAUACCGCAAAAACAUCGAGUCAGGCCUUUGUGAAAGCCCAGUUUACCCAGGCAGACGAAGCAUUGCAGGAAUUCAAAGAGAGAAUCGACUUGGCCAAGACCCCAAAGGAACGCUACGAAAUAUGCUGGGAGUUAGGGGAGCAGGUAAUGCUCCAGAAAGAGGUGCUAGAAGCGCAGGCCAGCACGGCUUGGGAGGUGAUCGAGAGCACUAUGAGCCAAUCUGGCAUAGCACAGGCUGUAGGAGAAGCCAAGGUUCCAUGA
This is a messenger RNA of Aspergillus viridinutans, 399 nucleotides long. RefSeq lists its product as uncharacterized. The record is from RefSeq and is a predicted model, not a curated record. NCBI's taxonomy places the organism in Eukaryota, Fungi, Ascomycota, Eurotiomycetes, Eurotiales, Aspergillaceae. The transcript is spliced from 2 exons. The coding region runs from base 1 to 399 and encodes 132 amino acids.